AACAGAGAGAGAGAGAGAGAGAUUGAGAGAAAUAAAGAGAGAGAGAGAGAGAGAGAGGGAGCGCGUUAAGGGUAAGAAGAGAGGAAUAGAGCGUGAGCAUACCGUGACUCGCGCGCGCGGCAUCAAAGAGCAAAGCGACAGGCGAAGAGUGUGGAGUGCGAGAAGUGGAGAAAUCGUGGGAGAGAAAAGGAGGAAUAGAUAGAGAAAGAGGAAGAUAGCACGCCGUGUUGAGAAAGAAAAAAAAAAAGAGCAGCUUUCCCUCCCUUCUCUCCGACUUUCUUCGACGAUCAGACAGGACAGCGUCGUUCAACGUCACCAGCGACGUCGGCAUCCUGCACGAUCAACAUAUUGAACAAGAUGAGCGUGGGGAAAAUUUUAACAUGGAUAUCGUAUUCUAUGAUCGUGAGCGAGUGCCACAUUCGAAAGGGACGUGACGAGGAUGGCUCCAAGUUAAUACGUAUCAACGGUGACGUGAUUCUUGGCGGGAUCUUUCCAAUGCACGAGCAGGUGUCAAGCUCCAUCGGUCAAUCGCCAUGCGGCGCAGUGAAAGAAGAAAAGGGAAUGCAACGUUUGGAAGCUAUGUUGUACGCCCUCGACGAAAUAAACUCGGACAGAGAGUUACUGCCAAACACCACGUUAGGCGCACUUAUCCUCGACUCCUGCAGCAGCGACACUUACGCACUUGACCAAAGUAUGGAGUUCGUUAGAUCUUACAUGAAUCAAGAUAUAUCGGAAUACAAAUGCGAAAAUGACAAACCACCGAUAUAUGUGCCCCAUAAACCUGUCACCGGCGUUAUAGGAGCUUCCUUCAGCGUAGUCUCCAUUAUGGUAGCCAAUAUUCUCCGAUUGUUCAAGAUACCGCAAAUAAGCUACGCAUCGACGAGCACAGAACUGUCGGAUAAAAGUCGCUUCGAAUAUUUUAGCAGAGUGGUGCCACCAGAUAAUUUUCAAGCUCAAGCCAUGGUGGAAAUCAUUCAUCAACUCGGUUGGAAAUACGUGUCUACGGUUGCAGUUGAAGGUGAUUACGGAGAGAAGGGCAUUGCCAGUUUUAUCUCAUUGUCGACGGAAUACGGUGUCUGCGUGGCAGUGAGCGAGAAGAUCCUGAGGAACUCGAAAACCGAAGAUUUCGAUAAAAUUGUCGAACGACUCAGCUCGAAACACAAUGCCAGAGGUGUGGUAUUAUUCGUCGAUGAAGAUAACAUAAGGAAACUUCUACAGGCAACUGUUAGAGCCAAUCGUACAGGCCAUUUCAUGUGGAUAGGCAGUGAUUCAUGGGGUGCUAAGGUAUAUCCAGUGAGAGAACAAGAAUUCGCGGCGGAAAGUGCAAUCACAAUCUUGCCUUUUAGAACAUCCCUCGAGGAUUUCGACGAGUAUUAUUUAAAUCUUCGACCAAGAAUGGACAACGAAUGCGACGGCCAAACUGAGGAUAAUGUGCCGCAUAAAAACUUGCCCGGGAAAAUAGUGAAUUGUCGGAAUGUAUGGUUCCGAGAAUUUUGGUCCCAGCAUCAUAAAUGCAGUUUCGGUACAAAUUCAUCAGUUGCCACAACAGCCUGUACCGGCGAGGAGGAAUUGAUUGAUUACGAGCAAGAAGGAUUGGUGCCAUUUGUCGUUGAUGCAGUUUAUGCGAUGGCAUACGGUGUUCAUAACUUGAUAAACGAAGAAUGCAUGAACAUUGCCAAUACUAGUCAUCAUUUGUGCGAAGACCUUCGUCCAGCACCAGACGGUCAGCAACUUCUUCAGCACAUUCGGAAUGUUAGUUUCAUCGGUCGUCAGGGUACUGAAAUUAAAUUUAAAUCUGACGGUGAUGCGUAUGGAUUUUACAAUAUCUAUCAGUAUCAAAAGAAAGAAGAUGGCCGUUUUGAUUAUGUGCUUAUCGGCUCAUGGAAAGAGGAACUGGAUCUUAAUAUUAACAUGACAAGAUGGACAGCAGGACCUGGAGAAAUGCAUAUUCCUCGAAGUUUAUGCAGCGACAAUUGUCCCUUAGGUCAUGUACGCAAUUUUCAGGAAGCAUGUUGCUGGAGCUGUGUGGCAUGUCGCGAAGACGCGUUCGUUUUCAACGACACUUGUCGCAGCUGCGGUCCAGGAUAUGCACCGGAUAAGACAAUGACAAGUUGCAUCAAACUAACAGCGGAAGUUAUUCCAUGGACCAGCCCAUGGGCAUUGGUACCAUUAAUAUUUGCAUCCAUUGGCAUACUUAGCACACUAUUCACAACUGUUGUCUUCAUUCGUUUCAAUCGUACUCCAGUAAUUAUGGCAUCUGGACGCGAAUUGUGUUACGUACUGUUAGUAGGAAUUCUAUCCUGUUACGGUAUGAGUUUCGUGAUAUUAAGCAAGCCAACUACGUGGAACUGCACGUAUUUGAGAAUCGGCCUCGGCUUGUGCCUGAGCAUUUGCUACAGCGCGAUACUAACUAAGACAAAUCGGAUAUCGCGCAUCUUCAAUCAAGGAACAAAAAGUAUAAAGAGACCUUCUUACACGUCUCCGAAAAGUCAAGUUGUAAUCGCUAUCGGGAUCACUGCAGUGCAAUUAGUUGGUGUUAUCGUCUGGCUAAUCAUUGAACCACCGGAUACCACGGAGAUCCAUCCAUAUCCAUUGUCAGCAGUACUCACAUGCCGCGUUUCCACGUUCUCCUUAAUGAUGUCUCUCGUCUACAACAUGUUCCUAAUACUCAUGUGCACACUGUACGCGUUCAAAACACGUAAGAUACCGGAGAAUUUCAACGAAGCGAAAUACAUCGGUUUUACAAUGUAUUCGACGUGCAUUGUAUGGUUAGCUUUCGUACCCAUCUACUUUGGCUCAAACAAUGACUAUAAGGUACAAAUAGCGAGCAUGUGCAUGUGCAUCAACAUCUCUGCGUCAGUAGCUCUCGGUUGUCUCUUCACGCCGAAAGUAUAUUUGGUACUUUUUCAACCGUAUAAAAAUGUUCGGCCUGGACAUACUAAUACGGGUGUACUUCAAAGUGGUAAUCGUGCAGCGUACAGCAUGCGAUUUUCUGGCGGUCGUAGUCAAACAAUGCAGAGCAUGACCUCCUGUUCUCGGAGCAGUCCACCGGCACCACGUCCAAGCCAGGACGAGGUGAAACAUGCCAACGAGUGUCAGGCCAGAAUUCAUGAGACCACCGUGGAGAUAUACGACGACGAUGAAGAGGACCGUAAGCUCUCAACUAUCCAGGAAGUGUCAGAAUCAAGAGACAUUUCCAGUCCUUCGAUGUUCGCGGAUAAUUGCCGAAAUCGAAGUCGGAAGUCGAUUUCCAGCGAUUCUGACCAGUCGGGCGAUCCAGUACGUAAAAAUCGCACGGGAACAAUCAGUUGCAUCUCCGACAAAGUGGUGUCUUAUAAAUCGGAAGCUAACGCUUUUCCCAGCGAAGAUCAAACUUUCCACGUCUACAGCGACUCACCGACGUUUUCCGAUUUUUCAUCGUAGAUCACGACACGUAACGUCAAGGUAACCAAGAAAGCUGUCAUUUUUUUUAACACGCGAAGAAUUAUUUAACGGUGCCAAGACGUCUUUUUAGCCUCGCAUUUGUCCCGACAAGGACAAAUUAAAAUAUAAAAUGCAUAUAACAUAUAAAAUACAUAUAUGCAAGAAAAUCAAGUAUCUUUUGUAUAAUGAAACUUUUAUUCUAAUUUAUUCAACUUGUUCUUCCAGUUGUCGAUUUUCUUUCCAGUAUUUCUGAGCAGAAUCUAUCGUUUCAAAUCUUGAAUUAGAAAUUCACAUUGAAAAAUCUUCCGUCACUAUUGCAGUAAAUGAUAGAAAACUAAAAUAUAAUUUAUUCUAAUAUGAACUAGUUGACAUUAUUACGUUGCUUGAUGAACGAAGAUAAUAAUCUCAAUUCGUUAGUUCCUUAUACAUCACUUAGAGAUAAAUAUCGCAAUAUUUCGUACUAUAUAUUACGACAUUCAAUCAAAGUUGACGACACGUGUACAAAGUAUUUAUACUUGUUUUAUAUUACAUGUAUAUAAUGUUGAUUUACUUUACGAGGACGAAGUCUUGAUUGAAAUUUUGAUAGAACACUAGUAGAAUAGGUGUUGUACACAUUUAUUUGUGAACUAUUUUAUGAAACAGUGUCAAAUACUUUGGAAUUUUGAAAAAUACAAAUUACCAAGAUUUUAAUGGCAAGUCUCGCUUGCUGAAGUGUAUU
This is a messenger RNA of Frieseomelitta varia, 4141 nucleotides long. Its product is annotated as metabotropic glutamate receptor 7-like. The record is from RefSeq and is a predicted model, not a curated record. Gene Ontology annotation, biological process: G protein-coupled glutamate receptor signaling pathway; regulation of synaptic transmission, glutamatergic. Bases 358 to 3423 code for a protein of 1021 amino acids. Gene Ontology annotation, cellular component: membrane. NCBI's taxonomy places the organism in Eukaryota, Metazoa, Arthropoda, Insecta, Hymenoptera, Apidae. The transcript is spliced from 18 exons. Gene Ontology annotation, molecular function: adenylate cyclase inhibiting G protein-coupled glutamate receptor activity.